GUGGCAAUGACAACAGCAGAGAUGCAAUGGCAGAUCACUUAUCGUUGUGCUCGGAUAACAUGAAAGAUUCCAGAAGUAUUAACGAGUCUCCUACGGAUAUAUGUGAUGAAAACAAUCAGGAUAUUAAAGAUGAACUUGAACCUGGAUUUAUCGAGGAGAGAUUUCGUGUUGACAGAAAGAAAUUGGAGCAAAUGCUCCAAGGUAACGACCAUGAAGAAGAAAAUGCAGAAGAUUUCUUCCAACGGAUCAUGGAAGAAUCGAAUACUAGAAUUACAUGGCCUUCAAAGUUAAAAAUAGGUGCAAAGUCCAAAAAGGAUCCUCACAUUAAAGUGGUUGGUUAUCCUGAGGAUGUCAAAUCUGCCAAAGAACAUAUUAUGUCCAUAUUGGACACGAAAAGUAAUAGAGUUACUUUGAAAAUGGAUGUCUCCCAUACAGACCACUCCCAUGUGAUUGGAAAGGGAGGUAACAACAUAAAACGGGUAAUGCAGGAAACAGGAUGUCAUAUCCACUUCCCAGACUCCAAUCGGGGCAAUCAUGUUCAAGAAAAAAGUAAUCAGGUAUCAAUUGCUGGACAACCUGCAGGAGUAGAAACUGCUAGGGCUCAAAUUAGAGAACUACUGCCAUUAGUGUUCAUGUUUGAACUUCCUGUGACAGGUCUAACACCUGAUUCCUCUUCACCAUUGGUACAACAACUUCAGCAACAAUAUACAAUAUCUGUCACGUUCCGUCAGAGACCCAGAGCAUACACAACAACGGUGGUUGUACGAGGCACAGUCUGUAAUGCUAAGUCUGUAAAGGAAGGAACAUUAAGACUGAUGGAACAACUAACAGCAACCUCUGGGGUAUCUUUACCAGUAAGCAUGCAGCUUGAGAUAGCCCCACAACACCAUCUGUUUAUUAUAGGUAGAGGGGGUAUGAAUAUCAAACAGAUUAUGCAACAAACUGGAGCCAGUAUACAUUUCCCUGACCCUAACACAGUGACACCACCCAGAAAGGGUACAGUUUAUGUUACAGGCAGCAUUGAAAGUGUAUUCAUGGCAAGACAACAUUUAAUUGGUUGCCUCCCUUUGGUUCUGAUGUUUGAUGUUAAAGAUGAAAUUGAGAUUGACCAAGGAAAGAUAACCCAGUUGAUGGAACAUUUAGAUGUAUUUAUUAGUGUUAAACCUAAACCAAAACAACCAAGCAAGUCCGUGAUUGUUAAAAGUAUUGAGAGAAAUGCACCAAAUAUGUACUUAGCAAGACUGACUCUUCUGGGUCUAAAGAAAGAUGAGAAAAAUUAUCCUCCGUCCUGUUCUACAAAUAGUCCUUUCCCAAACCUGUCUCCAAACAAUGGCCUGGGCCUGUCGGCAUUAGGUUUGUUUGGUCCAGGGUUGAUAUCUGUAAAUACAACGAAUUCACUGCUGAUGUUAAAUGGACAUAGUCCAAACACCUUAGGAAGUCAACAAAGUAGUCCCAAUGGACAAAGUCCACAAGUCAACUGGGUUACUGCAGCUCCAUGUUUAUAUCCCCCAAUGAUGGUGUUAAACACCCCGGUAGUACCUACAUCCGUCCAGUCACAGUUAGAACUCCUGUCUCAGUGUAAUGCUGAAUUACAGAAAGAAUUAAGUCAAAAUGGAGGCAUUAAACAGGCCUCUGUCUCAGUUAAUCAAGUGCCAAGUAACAAUCAAAGUGAAUCAAAUAGUCCCUCCAGUAGUCCCCAUGAGAAAGCCAGUCAGAUGGGCAGAAGUCAGUCUGCUGUGGAUUUAUCCAACUUUCAGAAGAGUCCGAAUUCAUUUAGUGGUAUGAUAACACGUGAAAAUUAUGAAACUGAUCCUAACAGUAGUGCUCAUACACAUGAUCUGUUAGGUUUAAGUAAAACUGUAGAUAAUCAGAAAUCCUUACAACAGGAGAGUAGUCAAGGGAGACGAUCCUUAGAAAGUAGUCUCUCUCAUGAACAAUUAAGGACCAGUCUCUCGUGUGGACAUUUAGAAAAUAGCAUGAACAGAGCACCUGGUCUCAUUUUGGAUCACAAAGAUUCCACAUUGUUUCCUUUCCCAUUUGCUGUUGAUUAUGAAGAAAGAAAACUGAUGGCUAAUAAAGCUAUGCAAAAGAAACCUGAGGGUGAAUCUCGUACACCAACUGAUUUAUGGUCAGGGAUGGGAUUUUCUAAAUCAAUGCCUGCAGAAGCUAUCAGAGAGAGGCUUGCUAGACAGUUACAGAGCAUGCAGCUGUGUGACCCAAAUAUGACUACAACUUAUGAGUCAGCUAAUGAACAGCUCGCAGAGGAAAUUGAACAUGAUCCAUGGAAUGGUCAACAAACAGUCCCUCAUAAAAAACCUCUUAACCCUGCCCCAGGGGAAUACCCAAGUCCAAGGAAAAAAUAUGAUAUGUGUUUGAGUAGUAGUAACCAUGUUGAUAGUGGUGCCCUGCCACAAGUCAAACCAUGGUGGACAACUAGUAUUGAACUGGCUGAACUCUUCAGUAAACUGGGCUUAGGCAAAUACACAGAUUUGUUUCAGCAACAAGAGAUUGAUUUGUCAACAUUCCUUACUUUAACUGACCAGGAUCUGAGGGAACUUGGAGUUUCCACUUUCGGAGCAAGAAGGAAAAUGUUACUUGCAAUAACAGAUCUAAACAAAAGGAAAUCCAUGAUGAACAACGAUAACAGUAACUUUGAGGGGAAUACAACCCAACAACAGACACUGAGCACAAUGCCUCAAGCAUCUUUAAUGAGCCAAGCCCCGUCAACAUACACACGUGUCAGAGCACCACCUGGUUUUGGACCACAGCCCCAACGUUUGCCGGUUACAUUGAACAAUGCUCCAUUUUCAGCAAGUGAAAUUCAAGGACUUACAUCACAUAGUCUGAGUAGUAGUGCUGGGAGCAAUCUCUUCGGUAAUCAUGGUCCAAUUGGUCUGGGAUCACGACACAUGUCAUCAAGUUCAUUGUCAGCAAGUGCUAGUAGUAUGAACUUUCGGGAUGCAGAUAAUUUAAGAUCAACAAACAGUUCUAGAUCUGAUCUUGCUAGUCUCAGUGGGAGAUGGUGAAAUAUUCUUCAUUUUUAAGUGUAAAUUUUGAAGGAGAAUGAGCACAUUUAAAUUGUGUUAUUAUUUUUUUUAUUUAAUACAAAUCUCUUAAAAUAAUUGUGGAUAAAGUUAUUUUACAGAAAUAAAUUAAUGAAUUCAGUAUUGAUCAUUCUUAAGUUCAGGUUAAAACUUCUCUCUCAAUUUCUCAAA
Molecule: messenger RNA, 3215 nt
Organism: Mytilus trossulus (common blue mussel)
Lineage: Eukaryota; Metazoa; Mollusca; Bivalvia; Mytilida; Mytilidae
Product: protein bicaudal C homolog 1-A-like
Exons: 22
Coding region: 27-3026 (999 amino acids)
Cellular component (GO): cytoplasm
Molecular function (GO): protein binding; RNA binding
Source: RefSeq, a predicted model, not a curated record